AUGGAAUUUAAAACUGAUCUGUUGAAUUACAAAGCAGUUGCUUAUAGUAGUAACGCUGAACCCAUGGCUAUUAAAGAGCAAUCUAUCUCAUUAGUCAAGCAACAAGAUGGUAGUUAUAGUGUACCACCAAACAAGAUUUUGGUUAAGGUGCAUUCAGCAGCUUUGAACCCUAUUGAUUUAAUAUUGUACCAAUCUUCGUCUAAGGUGCUUUCUUACUAUAAUAGUAACCAAGGAAUUGGUAGAGACUAUUCAGGAACUAUUGUAGCAAUUGGUGAAGUCGCAGCUAAAAAAACUGACUUCAGUGUUGGAGACAAAGUCUGUGGGUUGUAUAGACAUAUUCUUGGUAAAGGUACUGUCUCGGAAUAUAUCUUGUUAGAUGGCACAUCUGUAAGUGAUUCUGCUAUUGUUCCAGUUCCUAAGAAUUUAUCCAUGAAUGAAGCAGCAGCAUGGCCAUUAGUGUUAGGUACAGCAUUGACAAUGACACAGGGAAGAAUCAAAGUUGAUUCAAAUGCAAAAGUACUAGUGUUAGGAGGGUCUACUGCUGUUGGUAGAUUUUGCAUUCAAUUAUGCAAAAACUACUUCAAGGCCGGUGAAAUUAUUGCUACAUGCUCAUCGUCUUCUGCGCCGAUUGUAAGAGAAAUGGGUGCAGAUGAUACCAUAGAUUAUACCAGAUAUCGCUCGCUUGAAGGUCCAGUCGUUGAAGCGGUCAAAUUAAGUAAAUUUGAUAUUAUCUUAGAUUGUUGUGGUAAUAGUGAUUUGUUUUCGUCUAUGUCGAAGAUUUUAAAACCAAAAUCUGAAGGUUCACAUUAUGUGACUAUUGCAGGGGAUAGUAAAUAUAGAUAUUCCGAUGUUAGUUUGUUUGGCAUUCUUAUGCCAACGCUUUUUGCAAUCAUUAGAAUGAUCUUUUCUUUGAUAGGUUUAAAUUCAUAUAAUUUUGCAUUCGUUGCUGUAAACCCUGAGAAGAAAUGGGCUGAAACAGGAAGAAAACUAAUUGAAGAUGAAAAAGUACAAGUAUCCGUUGACAGCGUUCAUCCCAUUGAGAACUUUUAUGACGCCAUUAAAAAAUUAGAGAGUCAAAGAGCAAAUGGAAAGGUUGUGGUCCAAAUAGGUAGUUGA
Messenger RNA from Debaryomyces fabryi, 1116 nucleotides. It is a transcript of the gene YIM1, whose product is annotated as Yim1p. The transcript has a single exon. NCBI's taxonomy places the organism in Eukaryota, Fungi, Ascomycota, Pichiomycetes, Serinales, Debaryomycetaceae. Gene Ontology annotation, molecular function: oxidoreductase activity. Gene Ontology annotation, cellular component: mitochondrion. The coding region runs from base 1 to 1116 and encodes 371 amino acids. The record is from RefSeq and is a predicted model, not a curated record.